Lytechinus pictus (painted urchin) is the source of this 3390-nucleotide messenger RNA. RefSeq names its product trypsin-like. Gene Ontology annotation, molecular function: serine-type endopeptidase activity. NCBI's taxonomy places the organism in Eukaryota, Metazoa, Echinodermata, Echinoidea, Temnopleuroida, Toxopneustidae. Bases 292 to 1110 code for a protein of 272 amino acids. Gene Ontology annotation, biological process: proteolysis. The transcript has 5 exons. The record is from RefSeq and is a predicted model, not a curated record.
CAUUUGAAGAUACCAUUGCAUAGGGCGUGGUCGGUCACUGCGGAUGUAGGGGUAUAUAAUCAUCAACGUGGCAUCUCACUCAAUAGGUAAACAAUAUAAGAUAAGAAAAAAAAAUGCAAAGGCAGAAAGCCAAUGGUGGAAGUGAAAAGGAGGGUCUUAGACCCUUAACUCCCAAGCAAUUUCACUAACCCUUUCCGGAAGAAAAAUGGUUAAGUAGAACACCGAUUCAGUCCUGUCUCCAUUCAAGGGACUUCUUUCUUCAAGUUGUUCAUCGGACAUCAACUCUUCAUCAUGCUGAGAUUCUUCGUACUCGCCUGCGCUUUGGGCGCCAUCCAGGCUAUGAUCAUACCGGAAGCGACCACUGAGUGUGGAAACCCAUAUUAUCCUCCAAAGGAUAUAUCAUCGCUUAUAGUAGGGGGUACAGUGGCUUCUCCACACAGCUGGCCUUGGCAGACACUGGUCCUUAAUAGGAAUGGGGCUCAUAUGUGUGGCGCCUCCAUUAUUGAUGAUCAAUGGAUCGUCUGCGCGGGACAUUGCUUUGGUAGAAGGCCUAAGCCGGCGGACUACUCGUUUGUAUUAGGAGCACACAACAAAUUAACGGACAGAGACUACACAGUCACUGCAGAGACCAUCAUCGUUCAUGAAGACUACUCGGGAACUAAAUUCACAAACGAUAUAGCACUCAUCAAGCUCAGCCAACCUAUCACCUUCAGUGAUACAAUCAGUCCAGCUUGCCUUGUUAACGAGAGACCCCAGGAUGGCAGUAUGGCCUAUGUCACUGGUUGGGGAACCACUAGUUCAGGCGGAAGCACUACCACGUUUCUUAAUCAGGUAGGAGUGCCGAUCGUCUCAGAUGCAGUUUGCACGGCUUCUUACGGGAGCGAGUUUUACCCGGCUGAGAUGGUGUGUGCUGGAUACCCAGAAGGAGGAAAGGAUUCGUGCCAGGGUGAUAGCGGCGGACCAAUGGUGGUGCAAAAUAGAGACGGUUAUUGGGAACUGGCUGGAGUCGUGAGCUGGGGAUAUGGAUGUGCCCAAGCGGGUAACUACGGGGUCUAUACCAAUGUCGUCAACUAUUUGGAUUGGAUUGCUGACACCAUGGCCUCUAAUUAAGGCGCUAUUGAAUAAUAAUCACAGUUCCUCCGGGUUAAUCGAGACUGAUUCAAGUGUACAGUAAAAAUAGAACUUUUUGGUAGAUCUUGAGAAUUAUUGAUGAUGUGGCCCUAAAGAUCCUAGUAAAAAUAUCCUACAAAACCUACACGUAGUACUGGUACGGUGUGUAGAACACGACCAAUUUGUGUUUAGCAAGGAUCGCAUCCUCAGUUGUUAACACUACCCCCAGAAAAGUGCUAAAUUAACCCAAGAAUAUGUUUAAUAGCACCUGGCAACGGGUGUAACUUGAUGUACCGGUAGUUCUCUGUAAGCACCGAUGGUGGGGUUUGAACACCGCUGACCCGGUCACUUACAGAGUAAUGAUCUAUCGUCUGCCUCGAUCGGUAGGAUGAUCGAACUCUUACGUCAAUAAAGCUAUCGAUAUCACGAAUAGUGAUGAUAUUCGGUUGUCAUCAUCAAGCUCUUGAUAUAGCAACUUGAAGGUAGAAAUCAAAAUUUAUAAUGGUCACAAAAUAACAACUAAUAUUAGGAUAUUGUAAAUGAGGGAAUCUGGUAUCUGGUUCCACCUCUACCGACGAGGUAGCGCUAAUUUUCAUGACAUUCCAAACUUGUCAGUCUUCAUUUCGCCAGCGGUAGAAGAGUAUAAAUGUAUGUUGAUGGGGGUACCUCCAUGCCACAAUGAUGGUGAGAGGGGGAAGGGAAACACACAUAACCGGCCGGGCUUAUAUGUCACGUCGGUGUAACUAUUAUGAAUCUCUGAAUAAAUUAUACUGAUGAAUUAUGACAGGUAAUAAAAUACUAGACGGAGGACAUUGCAUGCAACAAAAUUUUGUCUUGUAUAUCUUAUUAUACAAUGCGUCCAACAAAAAACGAAACCGAGAUUUAUCAUAACUCAAUCACAAAUACAAUAGAUAAAUGACCUACUAUUGUAAAGCUUAGAUCUGAAAUUACUUAGAUUAUUCCUCAUUCACGCAUGAGUGAGCAAAAAAAAAUUGAAGAAAGGAUACCAAAAACUCAUUUGGCGGGGGGUAUCUGAAUUUCAAAAAGAAAAUCACAUGCCUAAAAAGUUCAAUAUCUGCUCUUUUAUUUGAUACCUUAAUCACAGAAAAUGGUCAGGAAGUAAAAGAGUUCUGUUCCCUCGAACAAUGCUUGUAUUUCCAUAAUUUCAUUAAAUAAAUGUGUUUUCACCGUUUUCCCACAGAAGCUAUCGCACGGUUAACAAAAGACUUAAUGCAUGGCUGAUCGUCAACAAAACGGAGUGUCGAGUGACUCGGAACGCUAGCCUGUAAAACCUCUUCAUUUUAUGAAAUUAUCGAAAUUCAAGCUUUAUUUCAAAUAACCAGAACUUUGUUAUUUCUUGGCCAUUUUCUGUAAUUUAGGUAUCAAUUUAAAAGGCAGAUAUUGAACUUUUUUAAAAUGUGGUUUUCUUUAUGAAACCCAGAUACAUCCCGCCAAGUGACUUUUUGGUAUCCCCUCUUCAAAUUGUUUUUGCUCACUCAUGCGUGAAUGAAAAAAAAAUUAAGUAAUUUCAGAUGAAAAAGGGGAUUCUACGCUUUACAAUGGUAGGUCACUUGUCUAUUAUAUUUGUGAUUAAGUUAUAAAAAAUCAUCGAUAAAUCUCGGUUUCGUUUUUUCUGGGACGCACUGUAGAGUAAAUAUUAGCCUUAGAUAAUUACGAGUGUGUGUGUGUGUGUGUGUGUGUGUGAGAGAGAGAGAGAGAGAGUUAGAAUGAGUUCAUGGUGCAAAAGGGAAGAGAGACUCAAGGAUUGAAAUGUGUUUUUUGCUAAAUUGGAAGUUCACACUCAAAAUUAUUUGGUUUUAAUGAAAAUAUUGAUGAAUAUUUGAUGAAAAUCCAUCAAAAAAAUACGAAAGUUCUAUAUGAGAAAUUAAGGCAUUUAAUUUUGGACGUCAUACACGUAAAGCUACUCCAUAUGUCAUGUAUAUAAGUCCGUAAAUUCAUUUUUUUAACGGAACAUGAGGAUUAAUAAUAUUUUCUCAUGAAAGGGGUUAUGAAAAUAUGAUGUGGCUGAUGAUAUAUCCCGCGCACAUAAAAAAUCUUCUUCUUUUUUUUUUCCAGAAAAUUCAAUUUUGGGGGAAUUUAUAUCACGCAACAUACUGGAGGAGCUGCUCGUCUGUGACAUCACAAUACAUUUUUCAAAAAUUCACAACUCAGUCGUUUUUUUAUGGAUUUUCAUCAAACCAUUACCAAUAUUUUUCUUUAUUUUUAUUUUUUGAAAUCUAUUAAAAUGAAUUAUCGUCAGGAUGAACUUCCCUUUAACAG